Messenger RNA from Pseudomassariella vexata, 2048 nucleotides. RefSeq lists its product as uncharacterized. Gene Ontology annotation, molecular function: FAD binding. The transcript has 5 exons. Lineage: Eukaryota; Fungi; Ascomycota; Sordariomycetes; Amphisphaeriales; Pseudomassariaceae. The record is from RefSeq and is a predicted model, not a curated record. Bases 289 to 1734 code for a protein of 481 amino acids.
AUCUGAGCGAAAGUCGCACGUUUCGUGGGUUUUAUAGUGCACUAUCAACAGCUGAAAACAGAGCAAAGGGUAGCCUCUUCAGGGUUAUUUUUUCCGUCACGGGAAAUUCAAAUGUAUUUGACCGCCAUGUACUACUUCAGCUGAGCUUGGGCUGCAACCAUUCUGAUCCUGUGUCUCGACAGCUUUGUGAUAGUGAGCAGCGGCGCCUUGUCAUGACACCGCAUACUUUUGCCUUUUCGAACACCGUCGAGCCAUAAUCAUUACUUCUCUUCUUGACCGAAGUCCAAUAUGGCUGCCACAGUCCCAAAGCCCCCUUGCCCGCAGGCCGAACCCCUCAUCAACGCUGGUCUCCACGUCCUGGUUCCCCAGGAUUCCGACUACGCAGCACGUGAGGACUCAUACUGGUCAAACAGCGCCAAGCUUAAACCUGCCUGCAUUCUCCUCCCCAAGUCUGCAGAGGAAGUUGCAACUGCUGUCAAGGCACUCGCAGCCGCGGGCGAGAAGUUCGCUGUCCGAAGUGGAGGCCAUACCAACUGGGCGGGCUCAAACAACAUUGCUGGAGGUGUAACCAUUGAUCUCAGUUUGCUGAACUUCACGGUGUUCGAUGAAGCGGCGGAAAGCGCCGCCAUUGGGCCGGGAGCUCGCUGGCGUGAUGUGUAUGCCGAGCUACACAAGCACGGGCGUGUAGUCGCAGGCGGCCGAGAAGGCAACGUCGGGGUGGCGGGCUUGAUACUUGGUGGUGGCAAUACAUUCUUCACGGCACGACAGGGCUUUGCAUGCGACAACGUCCUUGCCUAUGAGGUGGUGCUUGCUGAUGGUCGGAUCAUCACGGUAGAUUGGAAAACUGAACAAUACAGAGAUCUGUUCAUCGCGCUCAAGGGCGGGUCCAACAAUUUCGGCAUCGUAACCAAGUUCACUAUGAAGGCUAUAAAGUGCGACUGUGUCUGGGGCGGCAUGACCUUCUUCCCCAAGCAAACGAUCCCUGAAGCUGUCGAUGCCCUCACGUCAUUCACUAGCAAUGUUUCGAACGACGUCGACAGUAACCUCGUGUGUAUGUUCACCUACAUGCCAGACUUUAAGGAUGUAGUCGUUGCCACUUUGUACACGAACCUUGCUGGGAUCGAGAAACCCCCAGCUUAUAAGAAGUGGCUAGCUUUGCCGGAGAUGAUGAGCAUGGUGGAGAUGACCAGCAUCAGCGAAAUGGCCUUCAAGUACAACAUUCCGGCGCAGUACCACAACAUAUGGUUCACGCUAUGCUUCAAGAACGAUCCUCGCAUCUUGAUGAAAGCAUCGGAGCUUCACGACCAGCUCGUGGAGGAUCUCAAGGUUAUUGCUCCUGACGGCGAUUUCACCACGCAGUGCUUGUUCCAGCCCUUACCGAAGCUGUUUGGGCAGCGGGUAACAGAAGCCGGGGGCAAUGUUAUGGGCGUGGAACACCAGGCUCAUGACGGCAUUCUGUGGUUGGCUGUGGCCAUGAUGAAGACUCCUGAGCAGGAGGCUCUCGCGUACCCCAAAGUCAAGGCGUGGGUGAAAACUGUGGAAGAGUACGCUGCAUCGCUAGAUGGCAUGCUGGAGUGGGUCUACCUCAACUACGCGGACAAAAGCCAGAACCCACUGGCAAGCUAUGGAGAAGAAAAUUUGAAAAAGAUCAGGGAUGUGGCGGCGAAGUAUGAUCCGGACCAAGUAUUCCAGAAGCUGUGCCCAGGUGGUUUCAAGAUUUCAGAUGUGAAGUGAAAGAUCGAACAUCUCAGGUGUGGUUCAGAGCAAUGAGGGGAUAAUGUGUUUGAAUUCAACCAAUCGUCGCUUCGCUCUAUAAGAAUCCUCCUCUUUCAGGAAAGCAAUAGUUGCUAUCGCUCAACCGGCACAGCCCGCAACCUCAACACAGCAAAUCAGGACCGCCUUACAUCGACGACAUACCGGGAAGCUCGCUGAGCCCUAAUAAAAAAAAGUUGUUAGCGUCACCUUGGUAGAGUAGCACAUGAAUAUUGGCUUACAGCCAUCGAUAUUCUCAUUGACCGUCGACUGCACCGCGCACUUGUUCAUCUCAG